CUUCCCCCAGCUGCUGCUGUCCCCUCCAGACCUCCCAACGCCCCUUGCUCUCACUCAUUCCCCUCCCCCAUCCCAUCUCUGUUCAGUCCCCACAUCUGGGCUGACUCUGCAUUCUGUCCCUUUUUGUGGCUUGCAUCUCCCUAGUCUGCAGUCUACAGUGAGGCACAGCCAGCCCAGCUCCGUGAGGACUGAACUAGGUGCUGGUCCACUGCCACCAUGCCGGAAGUCGAGAGAAAAUCUAAGAUCACCGCCUCACGCAAACUCAUGCUGAAGAGCCUGAUGCUGGCCAAGGCCAAGGAAUGCUGGGAGCAGGAGCACGAGGAGCGCGAGGCUGAAAAGGCGCGCUACCUGGCCGAGCGCAUCCCCACGCUGCAGACCCGUGGCCUGUCCCUCAGUGCCCUGCAGGACCUGUGCCGGGAGCUGCAUGCCAAGGUGGAGGUGGUAGACGAGGAGCGAUAUGACAUCGAGGCCAAGUGCCUCCACAAUACCAGGGAGAUUAAGGACCUGAAGCUGAAGGUGCUGGACCUCCGUGGGAAGUUCAAGCGUCCGCCCCUGCGUCGGGUCCGUGUCUCGGCUGACGCCAUGCUCCGGGCUCUACUGGGUUCCAAGCACAAGGUGUCCAUGGAUCUGCGGGCCAACCUUAAGUCUGUGAAGAAAGAAGACACAGAGAAGGAGCGGCCUGUGGAGGUUGGGGACUGGAGGAAGAACGUGGAGGCCAUGUCUGGGAUGGAGGGCCGGAAGAAGAUGUUUGAUGCUGCCAAGUCUCCGACCUCCCAGUAAAGGCCAACGUGCUGCACUGUGCUCUGGGCUCCUGCUUUAUGCUACUUCCUCCAGUCCAGCUCGCCCACCUCCCUGCCUCAUGUUCAGAGCAUCCCUCUUGCCCCACCUCCCCCUGCAGCCUGCAUGACUCCUCUGGAACAGGAGUUAAACAGACACACAAGAGAGAGGAGAAACACAAGUGUCUGAAGAUCUCACCCCAGCAUGGGGAGCUUCCAGCCACUCACCAGGCACCUGCGGCCUCCUGGUCACCCGUGGUGUAACUGGUUGAGGAGGAAGAGACAGUGAGGGCAACUUUCCUUCAGCCCCUGCCGCAUCCCUUCCCAGCUUCGAUGAUGUGUAGGGCGCCCACAGGUGUCACGGCCUCUCUCCAUUAAAAACCCAGUUUUCUGGUCA
This is a messenger RNA of Carlito syrichta (Philippine tarsier), 1173 nucleotides long. It is a transcript of the gene TNNI1, whose product is annotated as troponin I1, slow skeletal type. The transcript is spliced from 10 exons. Lineage: Eukaryota; Metazoa; Chordata; Mammalia; Primates; Tarsiidae. Bases 217 to 780 code for a protein of 187 amino acids. The record is from RefSeq and is a predicted model, not a curated record. Gene Ontology annotation, biological process: muscle contraction. Gene Ontology annotation, cellular component: troponin complex.